UAUAACCUCUGUAAGAUGAAACUUUUCCCGCUAAAUUUUAGCGUUUGCCGAGAAUUAACUGUUGUCAGUAGCUUCAGUAGUCAACCACUGUAGUGAAGAGUGAAUUGUUUGAUGGUUAUAAAUUAUGGAAGGCUUUGAUGAUCCAGGAAUAUACUUUUCCGAUAAUUUCUCGGAGCGCACUGAUCAAGUGAACUUAAAAAGUUCUAAGAAAAAGUUUAAAGAGUUCAUACGACAGUUCCACGAGGGAAAUUUUAACCAUAAAUAUAGAGAUGCGUUAAAACGUAAUUAUAAUCUCGGUCAAUACUGGAUCGAGGUAAAUCUUGAAGAUUUGGGUGCAUUUGAUGAAUCUCUUGCUGAGAAGCUGUACAAGCAGCCAACGGAAUAUUUACCAAUUUUUGAAGAAGCCACUAAGGAGGUUGCAGAUGAAUUAACAGCUCCACGACCGGAAGGUGAAGAGAAUGUAGAAGACAUUCAAGUACUGUUAACUUCCGAUGGACAUCCAAGCUCACUUAGAGGCAUGAAACCUGACAUUGUGUCCAAAUUGAUUAAAAUUCCUGGCAUUGUAGUUUCUGCCUCAGGAAUCAGAUCAAAAGCAACAACAAUUGCAAUACAAUGUCGUUCAUGCCGAGUGGUUCAGGCAGGUAUCGCAAUAAAACCAGGACUUGAAGGAUAUGCUUUACCCAGAAAAUGUAACACAGAACAAGCAGGACGUCCAAAAUGUCCAUUAGAUCCAUUCUUCAUCAUGCCAGAUAAAUGCCGCUGUGUUGAUUUUCAAGUUUUAAAAUUACAAGAACUUCCUGAUCAUAUUCCUCAGGGAGAAAUGCCUCGACAUCUUCAAUUAUAUUGCGAACGUUACUUAUGUGAUAGAAUUGUACCAGGAAAUAGAGUCCUGAUUUUAGGAAUAUUCUCAAUUAAGAAAGUUGCUAAAACUGGUGGGCGGUCAGGUGGCAGAGAAAAACCACUUGUUGGCGUUCGUGCACCUUAUAUUCGGGUUGUGGGUAUAUCCAUUGAUGGCCAAAAUACUGGCAGUGGGAUGAAUCCUCCAGUGACAACAGAGGAAGAAGAUAUGUUUCGACAAUUGGGAGCAGAUCCAGACAUUUAUAAUAGAAUAGCGAAAAGCAUAGCACCUAGUAUCUUUGGUGCAUUAGAUAUGAAAAAAGCCUUGGCAUGUAUGUUGUUUGGAGGUUCAAGAAAGAGAAUGCCCGAUGGUCUUUGUAGAAGAGGAGAUAUCAAUGUUCUUAUGUUAGGUGAUCCGGGUACUGCUAAAUCACAGUUACUUAAAUUUGUUGAAAAAGUUGCACCAAUAGCUAUUUAUACUUCUGGAAAAGGUAGCUCCGCGGCUGGUCUCACUGCAUCUGUUACCCGAGACCCUGCAUCUAGAAAUUUUGUGAUGGAGGGUGGAGCUAUGGUUUUGGCAGAUGGUGGCGUAGUUUGCAUAGAUGAGUUUGAUAAAAUGAAAGAAAAUGAUCGAGUGGCUAUACAUGAGGCUAUGGAGCAACAAACAAUUUCUAUAGCGAAAGCAGGUAUUACAACAACAUUGAAUACUCGCUGCUCAGUUUUAGCAGCAGCAAAUUCCAUCUUUGGACGUUGGGACGAUAUUAAAGGAGAAGAAAAUAUAGAUUUUAUGCCCACAAUUCUAUCACGAUUUGACAUGAUAUUUAUUGUGAAAGAUGUACAUGAGCAGAACAGAGAUGUAGCAUUAGCUAAACAUGUUAUGAACAUUCAUGCUAGUGCAGGACAAGUUAUGGAACAGACGGCAGAGGGUGAACUGCCACUGAAUGUUGUUAAAAAAUAUAUUCACUACUGUAGAACGCGAUGUGGUCCAAGGCUAAAUAAGGAAGCGGGUGAAAAAUUACAAAAUCGUUAUGUGAUUAUGCGAAGUGGAACUCGAGAACACGAAAAAGAUUCUGAAAAAAGACUAGCAAUACCAAUCACUGUCCGUCAACUGGAAGCCAUUAUUCGAAUAUCUGAAUCCUUAGCUAAAAUGAGACUCCAACCAUUUGCAACUGAAAGUCAUGUCGACGAAGCUCUUAGACUAUUUCAAGUUUCUACUCUAGAUGCGGCAAUGUCUGGUUCAUUGUCUGGAGCCGAAGGUUUUACUACCGAAGAAGAUCAUGAGAUGUUGACCCAAAUUGAAAAGCAGAUCAAACGGCGUUUUGCAGUCGGAACUCAAGUUUCGGAGCAGAACAUUGUUAAUGAUUUUACAAAACAAAAAUAUCCGGAACGUGCGGUUUAUAAAGUAAUACAUACGAUGAUUCGACGUGGUGAACUGCAACAUCGCAUGCAACGUAAAAUGUUAUACAGACUCUCGUGAAAGACCUGCCAAACCAAAACAGGAUCGCUAUUAAGAUCCAAUACGUAUGUGCCAUCGUCAUUGAUCGCUGGUGCAUAUACAUUUUCAUUUUGGACAAAUGCAAUAGGCAUAUGAAUUAAGUACAUG
This is a messenger RNA of Orussus abietinus, 2440 nucleotides long. It is a transcript of the gene Mcm5, whose product is annotated as DNA replication licensing factor Mcm5. The transcript has 9 exons. Gene Ontology annotation, cellular component: MCM complex; nucleus. Gene Ontology annotation, molecular function: DNA replication origin binding; 3'-5' DNA helicase activity; single-stranded DNA helicase activity. Gene Ontology annotation, biological process: double-strand break repair via break-induced replication; DNA replication; DNA replication initiation. The record is from RefSeq and is a predicted model, not a curated record. Bases 125 to 2314 code for a protein of 729 amino acids. Lineage: Eukaryota; Metazoa; Arthropoda; Insecta; Hymenoptera; Orussidae.